This is a messenger RNA of Penicillium cataractarum, 732 nucleotides long. RefSeq lists its product as uncharacterized. NCBI's taxonomy places the organism in Eukaryota, Fungi, Ascomycota, Eurotiomycetes, Eurotiales, Aspergillaceae. The coding region runs from base 1 to 732 and encodes 243 amino acids. The transcript is spliced from 2 exons. The record is from RefSeq and is a predicted model, not a curated record.
AUGUACUCGAAUGCUAUUAUGGCCAUGUUGGUCGCUGCCUUUGCGGCCAACCCUGCACUUGCUCUUCCUGAAGCGCAGGGAUGGAAGCACCACAGCCGCGACGCUGGUGGUCGAUUUGACGUCUAUCUAUCCACUGAUAUGGUUAGCGUCGGCGCCUCGAGCCCACACUACGCUUACCAACAAGCCUACCGUUUCUGCGAGAGAUCCGCCUGCGUUCCUGGCAAUUCGUACACCUACGAUGUCACAAUCUACACCUCCGGUGGAACGUAUGCGCAACAAGAACAGGGUAAACUCACUGUCAAGGCCGAUGGUGACUACGACAACGCGUGGGGGGAAUGGGACUGGAAGGAGAGGAACGGAUUAGUGAUAGAAGCGAUCGCUGCGGCUGGCGACGCUGCGGCCAAGGUGGACACAGUCCAAACUCAGUCCGGUCCAGGACUAUCUGGCCCGGAAUGUGAGAAGAACCCUGCCGCUUGCAAGGGCCCCAAAUUCAAGACUACCAAUUACUGGAGCUGCCCUAGUCAGGUCAAGGCGGUCAUGCUCGAUAGCGAAGGAAAGGAGAAAGGCCAAAUCACUGUUUCCCUCAGCCUCGAAGCCCCGAAAUUCGACCUUGGUGCUCUCAUCUGUAAUGACGUUAAGCCACUGGUUGACAAGGCUCUGGGCACUGUCGAAAAUGCGUAUGGCGAAGCCAUUGGUAAGAUCGGAGACAUUGCUUGCAAUAUUUUCGGUUAA